Oryza sativa Japonica Group (Japanese rice) is the source of this 1807-nucleotide messenger RNA. RefSeq lists its product as uncharacterized. The record is from RefSeq and is a predicted model, not a curated record. NCBI's taxonomy places the organism in Eukaryota, Viridiplantae, Streptophyta, Magnoliopsida, Poales, Poaceae.
AAUUUUCUAGCCUGUGGGCUGAAGGGCCGCAGUUUUCCCUCCUUUCCAUCGUCUUCCUUCCGUGGGUUAGAUCGAUCGAUCUGGCUCUCUCGCGGAGAUCGAGCAAGACGGAUGAUGGCAUCCAUGGCGAAGGGCCGCCGCUUGUGGAAAACCAAGCAUCUCACACUGCGCCCGCCCUGCCACGGCGGCGGCGAUGGCGAUGGCGAUGGCGGUCACCCAGACUGGAUUCUCGUCGACGUCCAGGCCUACAUCGCCGACCGCCGGAACGCCACCACCGCCACCGCCAUGCUCAGCAACGGCGGCCACCAAAUCCAGGUCACCAUCUGCGUCGCGCCGCCGCCGCUCGUCUCCUACAUCUGCGCCUGGUCCCCCACCACCCACCCCGCCGAGCUCUUCGACACGGAGCCCACCGUCGAGGCCGUCGACGCCGACCUCCUCCUCCUCCGCAUCCACGUCUCGCUCAACCAUGUCCACGACCUCGUCUACCAGGCAUCCAUGUUGCCAUCGCUGACGCUCAUGCCCAGCCAAGAUCCUUACCUGCACGAGCCCAACUGCAUCGCGCUCAUCCCCCGCUCCUCCCAUGGCUUCUACAUCUCCACGCUCGACACGGAUCUCCGCAGUGGGAUUGGGCGAUACAACCUCUGCCUCUUCGACUCCACCAACUCCAAAUGGAGCCAUGAAUCGCUCUCUCUGGAUCAGCUGCGCAAUCCGCCUGACAAAAACGAGGUGCUCCAUAUCACGGAGAAGGUGAUCACCUUCAUCAACGAUCCACAUCUGGUUGCCUUCGUUGAUCUCUGGCGGGGCAUCAUCAUCUGUGACAUACUUGACACCAAAACUCAAACUGCAAGCUAUGUGCCGAUGCUCAAGGAGAUCAUCAACCUCCGCAGAACCCGAGCAUCGUCGAUCACCAGGGACAUUGCUGUCGUCAAUGGCCGCCUCACCGUCGUCAGGCUCACCACUGUCUUUGAUCCAGAUAUCAAUGGUUGGGACUGGGAUCUGUCCACAUGGAGCAGGGCAGUGGAUUGUUUGGAGCAGGAGGAUUGGCGCGAGGACUCUCUGGUCGAGGCCUCUGACAUCUUAAUCGACCACAACAUCUGCAACGUUGAGCUCUUGCCUAAGAUACAGGGGCAACCUACCAUGGCUAAACUCCACGUUGCUCUUCCCACUCUCAGCUUGACUGAUGCUCAGGUUGUUUAUGUCAUGGGCAAGGUUAACGAAUCCGAUGAAAAGGCUGUGCUGCUGUCUAUUGACAUGGCCAACAGAAGGCUUGAUGCAGUAUCAGUGUAUGACGCUGCAAGAAUCCUCCACUACUUUGAUGUCUGCUACACGCAGUCUACCAUCUUCCGAUAUUCCGCCCCUUCUUCAGGUUUAAAUGGAAACCUGAAACGACCAGGGAAGUUCCCUAUGCCAUAUCCUCGCAAGCAACAGGCUGUAAAUGAGCCAUUUCUUCCGGAUGCUGGGAGAGGUUUAGAAACUGAAGAUAGGGAUACUAUGGACUGGGAGUAGUUAUGUAAUUUGGAGCUGAAACCUGAAUAGACAUAAAUUGAUCACAGCUGUUUAUUUUGCUUCUAGUUACUACAUGGAUUGCUACAAAUGCAGCUACUCUAGAAGACAUCAGCCUGCAUAGAGAAAUUUACUUUGGCAGCAACAAAGAGUCGAACUUGGCUAUCUCAAUCUUUGAGCAUCUGCCGUCAUCUCACAACAAUUACUGUCGUGAAACUCCAUCAUUAGGCUUUUCUUCGGCCACAAUUGUUCUGAUCUUCCAAGAGAUUCACGCUUUAUGUGAACACAGAACCAUUUCAGAUUA